This is a messenger RNA of Ambispora leptoticha, 1200 nucleotides long. Lineage: Eukaryota; Fungi; Glomeromycota; Glomeromycetes; Archaeosporales; Ambisporaceae. The record is from the annotation of a GenBank genome assembly.
AUGGAAUCAACAACAAAACCAAACAUCGUAAUAGUCGGAGGUGGAUAUGCUGGUAUACAAGUGGCCCAAAGUCUCGACAAAUCCGUCUCAAAAACACAUCAGAUAAUUCUCAUCGAGAAAAAGACACAUUUCUAUCACUCGGUUGGUUCAUUACGUGCAAUGGCCGAAGAGGAUUUCGAGGAGAGAAUUUUGAUCCCGUACAGUUCGCUAUUCAAAAACGGCGGGAAAGUUGUGCAUGCUACCGUCACCACAAUUCACAAAGAGGAGGUGAUUGUUAGCACAGAAACUGAAUGGGGCACUCAUAUUCCAUUCGAAUAUUUGAUUGUCGCUACGGGUAGUUCGUAUUCUGCACCGGCUAAAGUUGAUAAUACGACAAAAGAAGAAAUUGUUCCGGAGAUUAGAAAAAGACGUGAGGCUGUCAAAGAUUCCAGCAAGAUUUUAAUUAUUGGAGGUGGUCCAGUUGGCAUUGAACUUGCUGGAGAGCUUGCUACUGUAUACAAAGAAAAAACAAUCACAUUGGUACACUCUGGCGAAACUCUCCUUCAUCCCAAAUUCCCAAAGAAACUCCGAAACACUUUACAUAAACAGCUCAAAGACCUAAACGUAAAGAUGAUAUUAGGCGAAAAAGUGAUACUCCCAGACGGUGGUCUCGGCGAUGGUCUCACUUCCCAGAGCUUAGAGACUGAUAAAGGCACUACAAUCGAAAGUGACGUACAAUUUUUCGCUGUCGGUGCAAAACCAAACACAUCUCUUAUCAAAACACUUGACGCCUCACUUUUGGAAGAGGAAACGAGCCUUAUUAAAGUCGCGCCGACGCUACAAUUUGAGCACGAAGAAUUUAAACAUUUCUUCGCAGUUGGCGAUGUCACAAAUGUCAAUGAAACGAAAAUGGCUUAUCGUGCUGGACUACAAGCAGCUGUCGUCACGAAAAAUGUCGAAGCUUUGAUUGCGAAAAAGAAAUUAGCAGCAUACAAAUCGCCGCCCGAACUUAUGUUCGUUACAAUUGGUAAAACUGGUGGUGCUGCAUUAUUGCCAAUGUUUGGCGGCAUGGUCGUUGGACCUUUCAUGACAAAGAGUAUCAAAGGGAAAAGUUUAUUUAUUGACAACAAUUGGAAACUACUUACCGGUAAACCUUUUGCUGGGAAAGACGCGGCCCUUGUUAAAGAAGAGUCCACUGCUCCAGCUGAAACAACAGCUUAG